AACCCUGACAACUGGCACUGCCACCCACCAGAAAAACCACGAACAACCGGCCAUGGACGACUGAUCAUGAAUCCCGUCCGAACUACAAACUCCCCGGGGCGUUCCACUCGCCCACCCGCCCCCGUCUACCGCCAUCCACCACCCCAAUCACGACGACCACCACCUUCCGACGACGAAGACGACGACGACGACGACGACUCUGAUGACGACGAAUUGGGCCGCCCCGGAUCCUCCGGCAGCGAUGCUUCUUCAAAUGUGACUACCGUCUCCGCCGCACCCAUCACCCCGAUCAAUACACAUCCCCCAAACGCUGGCUACUUCUCCCCUCAGUUGCGCUCUGCCUCGACCACCACCUCGCCCCAGCACGCAGCUCGCGCCAUGCCACAAGACACUUCAGGCAGUCGUCGGCCAUCUGGCCGAGGUCCGUCGAUUGAAUUAACUCGCCAUCGAUCAAGACACCAUUCACAGGGCUUCUUCGAGCCAACCUUGCCCACCGCUUCCUCAGAUCAGUUGCCGCCCGUUUCAGCCUCCCGGAUCGCUGCCCAGGCGGCCAUGCAACAGAUGAAACGGCCGCAAAACGGGGCCAACACGUUUGACGAUAGUGCGUCUCGAGUGUCCCGGCGCAGUGGGAGUGCCUCCCCCCCUUUGAUGCCACCCCCUCUACGAAUCAACCAGCCAUCCCCAUCUCUCCCGCCGCCCAAUGCGGCCACGACGGCAGCGAAUGUGGUGUUCCCGCGGGCCGGGGCCUCACCGUUAGACACACAAAUACCGGAGAAGCAGAAAAAGAAAAAGCUCUUCUCAAAACCGAAACACAUUGGAAUCAGUCGAGACAAGGACAGUCGGGAUCGUGGGUUGCCAUCUCCAAGUAAGCUCCCGGGCUUAUCGCGUAUCGUCAGCGCGUCAACCACCAGUCUGGCCGAUCUUCCUUCGAACAAUUCCUCCAUGUACAAUCUCUCCAAUGCCUCUGUCAGCACGGUUGUUCCGGCCGAUCGACCACCCGCGCCCCCAGAGAAGGAUAAGGAUAAGGAUAAGGACAAGCACAAGCACCAUUUCUUGUCUCGGCAGAAGCUCAAGCUGAAGGACCGAGAUGAUCAUUUUAAUCUCCCGCUGUCUUCGGCAUCGAGCAAUUCACGACCGGCGGAUCCAAAUGCACCACAGUCCUUGUAUUCGUUCACCAGUCCAGCUUCGCCGGCACCGGGGGCUACCUUUGGCAAAUCGGUCAGCGGGCUGGAUUUGCUACAUGGAGGGCGUGCUCUUCGCGAGAAGAAGAAGGAAGAGAAAGCGCUCGCCGAUUCCGAGACGAUGGACUGGCUUGCUAAUUCUGCAGGUGGGGCGACGACGCCUGGUGGCUUCGCAGGGCCGUCCUCACUCAAUAGCUCGUCUGGUGUGCUAGGCGAGGCUGUACUACGAGAGACGUUGCAAGGAUUCGGGCUGAAUAACAUGUCACCCGAAGAUGCUUGGGACUUUCUCAAAGCCAAGCUGCUUGUUAUUUUUGAUGGCGAGGAUGUGCGGAUCGCCAUUGAAGAUUUGAAUAAGCUGGUGCUGGUCCAUUUGCAACGCUGCGUGCAUAAACGGGCCCCUGCUUCGGUUAUUACGGAUCUUCAAGAGUUACUCGAGACGGGCUUUGCCACGCUCAACCACAGCUCCCUGGUCGGCAUUCCAGACGAAAAGCUCGUACCUCACCUCGUUCAAAUCUGGCUAUUGGUGUUUGGCACAAUUCUCCCAUUCAUCCAGGCCGUUUUUCUGCCAUUAGAUCUCGAGUUCAAGGGUCUCGGAACGUUGAUGACUAGUCGUGAGGCUCUUGAGUUCUGGGGUGCCCUUCCAGCCGGCGGGUCUCUCGACGUGCGGAAUCUAGUCCUGAUUGCCUUCCGUGACCGCAUCAUCUUGAACCGAUAUGAAACGCUGAAAGCAACCUUCUCACGUCUCAGCCUAGACAGCAUCAACUCUGGAUUCCCAACUCUCAGUGUCACCGCUAAAAGCGCCGGCGCCGGUGGCCGCCCCGGCACAGCCGCCUCUCUCGACGCAGGACUGGGCAGCUACAACUCCCAAUCAUCAACCUUGCUCAGCACCGGCAUAGCAGACAGCUACUCCUCAGACUCAAUGAGCGCACUAGCCCGUCCACUUAGCAGCGACUCCCGCAGUCGCGCCGCAUCAAACACCUCCUCAAACCCAGACCCCCUCAUCUUCUCGUCCAUCUCACCACAAACCUCCAACCAACGUCCCACCAUCAUCCACCGCGGUACAUCCGCCGACUCCUCACACGUCAUCACCGAAACGGUGGGCCGUAUGCUCCAAUGCGUCAGCGUCCUCGCCAGCGUCCAAACCGACGACCCUUCACAAGAGAAAAUCGAAGUCCUCAGCAAAGCCCUCAAACACAACUGGCUCGGUCGUGGCCGUACCGGUCGUGACCGUCGUGGGUUUGUCGGAGCCAAAAUCCGUCCCGUCAUGGUCGGUGGAACGUCUAGUCUGGAUGAUACCGAAUCUUUCACGACGGCCGGGAUCAGCAUCGGGGCGAGUACGAGUACGAGUGGCUCUCGGGCCCGGGGGGAUUCCUCUUCGUCGGAGUGGAGUGGGCAGGGCGCUGGUGCGGGGAUGAGUAUGCGUAGUGGAGGGCGGCGUGAAUUAAGUGUCGUUUGAUGGAUGGGCAGUCUAGAAAUGUUCAUGAUUUAUGAUUUGCCUGUUUGUAUCUGCUACCAGGUGGUGUUUUGAGGGGGAUUAAGUCAUUGCAUUUUUUUCGGUUUCUGUCUCAAUAUCUCUUGGAAGGUUUCUGGUAUCUUGGGUGGUCUGAUGGACUUGCAUUUCUGAUGACUGACGAAGGGCUCCUCCCAGUUGAAUAUUUCUUCUAUCAUCCCAAGAAUCCACUGUUCAAUAUAUUCUAGAUCUGUCUCGAUUAUUUUCCUGUUAUGAAAACACUGAAUUUUCCAGCUGUGGC
Penicillium brasilianum is the source of this 2932-nucleotide messenger RNA. NCBI's taxonomy places the organism in Eukaryota, Fungi, Ascomycota, Eurotiomycetes, Eurotiales, Aspergillaceae. The record is from the annotation of a GenBank genome assembly.